Styela clava is the source of this 7414-nucleotide messenger RNA. The record is from RefSeq and is a predicted model, not a curated record. Lineage: Eukaryota; Metazoa; Chordata; Ascidiacea; Stolidobranchia; Styelidae.
GAAAGUUUUGGCGCAAGUUCUCUCAUGUUAGUUGCGCGCGUGUUCUGCUCUUUUCGUUCGAAUUUUUAUUUUCGUUUUCUCGGAGCUUUGUGGGAAAUUCUGUAAACCCCAAAAUGGAUUCCGAGAAGAAUUUCAGAAAAUGACUUUCAAGCCGAUCAUCAAAACACCGGAUUCAAAAAUCAACAAGGACAACAAACGUAUGUCGGUUGAGAGAAUCUAUCAGAAGAAAACUCAACUUGAGCACAUCUUGCUUCGCCCCGAUACUUACAUCGGCUCUAUUGAAACAGUUACACAGCCGAUGUGGAUUUGGGAAGAAGGGGUGGGGAUGGUGAAUCGUGAGAUUACUUUUGUUCCCGGACUUUACAAAAUAUUUGAUGAAAUUCUUGUCAACGCUGCAGAUAAUAAACAGAGAGAUCCGAAGAUGUCGUCGAUAAAAAUUGAUAUUGAUCCGGAAGAAAACCGCAUUUCAGUAUGGAACGAUGGUAAAGGAAUCCCAGUAGUUGAGCAUAAGACAGAAAAACUUUUUGUUCCCGAACUCAUUUUCGGACAUUUGUUGACGUCUAGUAACUAUGACGACGAUGAGAAAAAAGUUACAGGUGGUCGUAACGGAUAUGGAGCGAAAUUGUGCAAUAUAUUCAGCACAAAAUUUGUGGUGGAAACCUCAUCUCAAGAAUAUAAGAAAAAAUUCAAACAGACCUGGACUGGCAACAUGGCAAAAGCUGGCGACAAGAAACUCGGGCCGAACUCUAAGUCAGACUAUACCUGCGUUACAUUCUAUCCUGAUCUCAAAAAGUUCAAAAUGGACAAACUAGACAAAGACAUUGUCGGUUUACUAUCCAGAAGAGCUUAUGACAUCGCUGGAGCAUCUAAAGGAGUGAAAGUCUUCUUGAAUGGGCAGAGGUUGCCGGUAAAAAAUUUUCUCGACUACGUCCAACUUUACACAAAGAAUGUUACAGAUGAGAAUGGGGAUCCGUACAAGAUUAUUCACGACCAAGUGAACCCUAGAUGGGAGAUCUGCAUCACAACUUCAGACAAAGGAUUCCAACAACUCUCAUUCGUCAACAGCAUUGCAACGACAAAAGGAGGGAGACAUGUUGACUACGUCAUGGACCAAGUAAUCAAAAAAUUAACAGAAGUCGUUAAAAAGAAGAAUGGUAAAGGAGGGAUCGAUGUCAAACCUUUUCAAAUAAAGAACCACUGCUGGGUAUUUGUCAAUUGUUUGAUCGAAAACCCAACGUUCGAUUCCCAAACGAAAGAAAAUAUGACAUUGCAAGCCAAGAAGUUUGGGUCAAAGUGUAGCCUUACGGACAAAUUCUUGAAAUCGGCCUCAACCAGUGGCAUCGUGGAUAACAUUAUGAACUGGGUAAAGUUUAAAGCACAAACACAGCUGAAUAAAAAGUUCACAGCAGCAAAGUCGUCUAAAUUGAAAGGUGUCCCCAAACUUGACGAUGCAAAUGACGCUGGUACUCGAAACUCUGCGGAUUGUACUCUCAUUCUCACUGAGGGAGAUUCAGCCAAAACACUCGCUGUGUCUGGGUUAUCAGUAGUUGGAAGAGACAAAUACGGUGUUUUUCCGCUUCGUGGUAAAAUGUUGAACGUCAGGGAUGCAAGUCAUAAGCAGAUUAUGGACAAUGCAGAAAUUAACAAUGUGAUUAAAAUUAUGGGGCUUCAGUACAGCAAGAAGUACGGAGACGAAAACGACUUGAAGUCACUGAGAUAUGGGAAGCUUAUGAUAAUGACAGAUCAGGACCACGACGGUUCUCAUAUCAAAGGUCUGCUGAUCAACUUCAUUCAUGCUAACUGGCCUAAGUUACUACACAGAAGAGUUAUGGAAGAAUUUAUCACUCCAAUUGUCAAAGUUUCCAAAGGAAGCCAAGUCCUGUCUUUCUACUCGAUUCCAGAGUACGAAGAUUGGGAAAAAUCAACUGCAAACUCAAAAUCAUGGAAAGUAAAGUACUACAAAGGUUUGGGAACCUCUACUGCAAAGGAGGCAAAAGAAUAUUUCGCUGAUAUGAAUCGUCAUCGCAUACCUUUCAAGUACAGCGGACCAGAUGAUGAUGGAAACAUAGAUUUGGCUUUCAACAAGAAAAGAGCUGAUGACCGCAAAGAAUGGCUGACCAACUUCAUGGAUUCGAGACGUCGACGUCGAGAGGAUGGGCGACCAGAUUCUGAUAUUUUAUACAAUGCGAACGUGAAAUCUCUCUCGUACAGUGACUUUGUCAAUAAAGAGCUGAUCUUGUUCUCAUGUGCUGAUUUGGAAAGAUCGGUCCCUUCACUGGUUGAUGGAUUAAAACCAGGGCAACGUAAGGUUCUUUACACUUGUAUGAAGAGAAACGACAAAAGAGAAGUCAAAGUAGCCCAACUCGCUGGUUCUGUCGCUGAGUUAUCUGCCUAUCAUCAUGGAGAAGUUUCACUGAUGUCAACCAUUAUCAAUAUGGCUCAGAACUUUGUUGGAUCGAAUAAUUUGAAUUUACUACAGCCGAUUGGUCAAUUUGGGACACGCCUCCAUGGAGGGAAGGAUGCCGCCUCCCCUCGUUAUAUUUUCACAAUGCUAAGUCCACUGACUCGUCUCUUAUUUCCUGCGAUUGAUGACAACACAUUGACUUGGUGUUACGAUGAUAAUCAGAGAGUCGAGCCAGAAUGGUAUUGUCCCAUCAUUCCAAUGAUAUUGGUAAACGGUUCUCAGGGUAUCGGCACAGGAUGGUCUACGUCAAUUCCAAAUCACGACAUCCGAGAUAUCGUUGAAAACUGCAGAAGAAUGAUUGACGGCGAUGAACCUAAACCGAUGAAAGUGAGUUACAAGAAUUUCAAAGGCACGAUCGAAGAGAUUGAACCGAACCGAUACGUCUGCAGCGGUGAAAUUGCAGUGUUGGACGAUGACAGUGUUGAAAUUACUGAACUGCCAAUCAAAACUUGGACCCAGGCGUACAAAGAGUCUACAUUGGAGCCGAUGUUCCUUGGAACAGACAAAGUGCCGCAGAAAAUAUUAGAAUACAAAGACUACAAUACUGAUACUACUGUCAAAUUUAAAGUGAAGAUGUCAUUAGCUACACUUCGUCAGAAUGAAGACACAAUUCACAAGUUCUUCAACUUACAGAAUACUAUGACAUUCGCCAACACAUUGGUUAUGUUUGACGAGUUCGGUUGUCUCAAGAAAUACAACACAACGCUCGAUAUUUUGAAAGAUUUUUAUAAAAUCAGACUCAAGAAAUAUCACGACAGAAAAGAGUUCCUAAUGGGCUUGCUCACUGCAGAAGCAAAGAAACUUUCAAACCAAGCUCGAUUCAUCGUUGAAAAGAUUGACGGCGUAAUCUCAAUAUUUAACAAACCGAAGAAAGAACUGAUCAAGUUAUUGCUUGAUCGGGGAUAUGAUUCAGAUCCUGUUAAAGCCUGGAAAGCAAGCUUAGCGAAAAAGGACGUGGUUUUGACUGAAGACGCUAACGAAAGUGACACUGAAGAAUCUGAUCCGUCAGCUGAUUUCAACUAUAUAUUAGGAAUGCCUCUGUGGAGUUUGUCUAGAGAGAAGAAAGAUGAUCUACUGAAACAGCGUGACGCCAAACAGAAAGAAUUGGAUGACCUGACAAGGAAGACGCCUUCUAAAUUAUGGCAAGAUGAUCUCGACAGAUUUAUGGAAGAAUUAGAAAAAGUGGAAAAAGCUGAACGGGAAGAAGCAGAAGCUGAAAUAGUGAAAAGCAAGAAUAGAGGAUUAUUCGGGGCCAAAGGUCGCGGAAAAGCUUUAAAAGGAGUCAAAAUGGAGACGAUGCCUUCCCCACACGGAAUUCGAUGCAUUCCACGAAUCGAUACGGCUUUGAAAACCAAAAUCUCGACGCAAGCUCGUAAAAAGAAGGAAGAUAGCACAGCGAGAAAAUUGGAAUCUUUCUUCAAAACUGAGGACGGGACAAAGGUCAAAGUUGAAUCUGAUGGACAUGCCAAAGAAGCAGUGGGUAAGGAUGUUGCUGGCAUGGAUAUAGAUGACGACGUAGACAAACCAUUAUCACUGGCUCAACGUCUGAGUAUUAAAAAUUCAACGAAGGAAAAGCCAAAACCAGUCAAACCAGCCACCAAGCAGACAACAUUAAGCUUUAAGCCAAAAAGCAAACCGUCUGGAGGAGCAGGAGGAACUAAGGGUAAGAAGAAGAAAAAUCCUUGGGAUUCUGACUCUGAUGUUUCUGAGGGGUUUAGCUCAGAUGAAGAUUCUGAAGAAUAUGUUCCUAAAAAAAGCACAAAGAGAACUGCAAAAACAAAGAAAGAUAAAUCUGAUGACAGCGACGAUGACAUUCUUGCCGCGAAGAUGAAAAGUUCAAACAAUAAAUUGUCAGAUGACGACAGUGAAGAUGACAUAGCUUUGACAAAGAAGAAAAACAAACAAAAUUCAAACAAUAAAUGGUCAGAUGACGACAGUGAAGAUGACAUUGCUUUGACAAAGAAGAAAAACAAACGGGACAUGAUUGACCUUGAUGACAUUGAUGAAGACUCAGAACCUCCUGCAAAGAAAGCCGAUCUUUCAUGGGAUGAAAUCAAGGAGUUAGAACCGCCCCCUCCUGCUAAGAAAACAGCCGUCAAACGCAAGAAACUAAACGACUUCGGUGCAUCCAGCAGUGAAGACUUAUUGAAGACUAAACCACCUAAAAAGCAAGCUAAAAAGACAGAGCCAAAGAAGCCAGCAGCAUCUAAGUCGAAGAGUGCACCUAAGAAAGGAAAGAAGAUAGAUCAGUGGGAUUCAGGUUCAGAUUUUUCUGGCGGGAAUUCCGGCAGUGACGACGACGAAAAACUACGUUCCUCAGAUUCUGAGUUUGUUCCGAAGCGUUCCACCGCACGCCGGGGGGCCGCGGCACAGAAGAAAUAUAAUUUCGACGACUCAGAUGACAGCGAUUUCUGAUUAUUGAAAAAGUUGCCGUGGGAAAAAUUCAAAAAGUCGUCUCCAUUGGAGGGCUUUUUAGAAAGAGGAAAGUUGAUGAGAUUGUAUGUUCUUGCCUGAACUGGUUUAUGAAUAGUUAAUUAUCAGUUACUGAGCGCUUCAUGAAACACUCAUUCCUUCAUUUGAACUAGACUUUAGAGUCUUUAAUGGGCUAAUUGCGAAUGUUUAACGGGUGGAGUGGGAAGCUGACAUUUAUUCAGGCUAAUAUAUGUAUAGUUUAUCGUUCUAGUUGCAUGGACUACACUUUAUAAAAACCUUUUCAAUCCAACUAAGGGUUUUGAGACAAAAUGUCGAAUGGUUAAAUUUAAAAAAAAAAAUAGCUUGAAACCAUAUUGCAAUAAAAAUAAACAUUUUCCUGGAACUUUUUUUCAAGUUUUGCUCUUUUGUUUUUAAAUCUUGCAAAUGUUAUCAUACUGAAACGUAAAGGUCAGAAUAUUCUCAACCCAACAAGGCAAUAUAAAUUCUGUCAGAACACGCUUCAAAGCUUUAAGAAUAAAUUACACAAGACCUAACUCAUGGAAGACUGUUUGAAUGUUCAUUUUGCAAGUUUUCAUGUUUUUUUUUCAUUUUUGUUAGUUCUUUCUUGUACAGCUUUCUUUAUUGUUCUAUCCUUAAAAUUGCCAGGCUCAAAAAAUUCAUUCUGCUACUUGUUUUACUUGUAUGUUCUCUUCUAGGAAACUACGACAGACACUGAGCUGUCUUUGUGUGUUUGGCAGUUUCAAACUUCAACCUGAAUCGAUGGUUCCCGACCUUUUCGAUAAUAUGUCAUUCGUUAUUGAUCCGUUUGAAUUAAACCAGUUUGUUAUAUGUAUGGCUGUGUAUUCUGAAACAUUCCGAACUUGAAAAAUCAAAUUUACGUGAUCAUCGGUUUCAAACCUUUUUAAUGCCGUGGACCUUCGCGACAACGGCUCCAAACAUACAAUCCUCUAAAACUUUUGGUAACUUUUAGUAAACUUAAUGUUAUUUAAUUUCGGGGUACUCCUGAAGUAUGUGCACCAAGAUGGCGCACAACCUGAACUUAGGAUUAGGAAACUCUGACUUCAUUCGCAAUAGACACCAAGUUGUAAAAAAAAUUCUGAACUCGUAAGAAUCAUAUUUUGUCAUACGCAAUUCUCCUCUAAAACUAUUAGAAACUUUUAGUAAACGUAAUAAUAUAGACAUCGAGUUCUAAAUAAUUUCGACUUCAGCCACCUCUGAACUCGUAACAAUCAAAUUUUGACAAAAGUAUUGGCAUAUGUAAGCCUUCUUUAAAACUUUUGGUAACCCUUGGUAAAUGAUGUUAUUUAGUCUCGAACAUUUUGAAAUUGAAAGCAUGAAAAUAUUUUCAUUUAGGAUAGACAUUGGCGUAUUCAAGACUCCGGCCUAUCAAGAAUGCACAGUAAACUCGCUUUUUCAUUUUUGUUAGUUCUUUGUACAGCUUUAUUUACUGUUCUACCCUAAAAAUUGCCGACCCCUAAAAGUUUGCCCUGCCAAUUGUAUGCUCUCUCUUAUGUCUAAGGAAGGAUUCAGACAAACUAUUGCGGCCACUGAGACAUCUUAUGUGUGCUUGGCAGUUUUUAAACUAUGAACAUUUUGAAACCAUGGAAAUAUUUUCAUUCAAGAUAGACUUUGGGGCGUAUCCAAGACAGUAAACUCUCUGGCUUUCUGGUUAGGAACCAAUGUCCUUAUGAUACUUUUCUCUAUUGAAAUAUGUAUGCCUUAUUUAAUAGACUAUUAAAUACGCUUAGUUAAUUUUUGGCUCCUUGUUAGGAACCAAUGCCCCUAAUGAUGCUUUUCUCUAUCCGAAAGUGCAUGUCUUAUUCAACACACUAAUAUGAAUGCUAGCAAACUUACUGGGCUCUACGUUGAAACCACUGCCUUUGGCUUUAAUGAUGCUGUCCUCUAUUGGAAUAUUUUUGCGUUGGAUUCAAAUUUUGAUACAAAAACUUGCACAAUUGUAAACGCUAGUAAACUGACUGAGGCUCUCGUUUGGAAACAAUGUCCUCAAUGAUGCUUUCGCUUUUUGGAGCAUUUCUCAAACUUAUUUUACCCUGGAACACCUACACCUAGAUACAGCAGAUAUCGCCAUGGCAACGAACUUCAUCACAAUUUCGAUCCCUGUCCUGUGGAACACUCCAAAAAAGCGCGUGGAACAGCAGUCUUCCGCGAAACACAGAUUGAGAAACGCUGGUUCAUUGGAAUAUUUUUACCUAGUUUUGUAGUCGUUUUACUAGAUCAGUUUACUGUUUAGACAAUUUUAUCAUUUUUGUACCAAGAAUUCUAAAAAUUGAAAAUAUUUUUGAAAAUUGUUGAUCUAAACUUAUGUCACAGUUGCAUUUAUUCCAUUGUUGUCUCUUAAUGAUCUCAAACUUUAUUAUGUUGUAACGGUUUAUUUAUACUGAUAGGAUUGUGACAUAUUAGUUAUUAUUGUGAUGUAAUAUACUGCCAUCUUAUUUCCACUGACGAUUGUCGAUUUUUUUCUAUUGUUAUUAUAGCACGUGUUGUAUUGUUGAGCUG